Cotesia glomerata is the source of this 1046-nucleotide messenger RNA. RefSeq lists its product as uncharacterized. The transcript has 4 exons. NCBI's taxonomy places the organism in Eukaryota, Metazoa, Arthropoda, Insecta, Hymenoptera, Braconidae. Bases 584 to 1033 code for a protein of 149 amino acids. The record is from RefSeq and is a predicted model, not a curated record.
UCAAAUGUAAAAUUUAUAUAUGAGUAUUUAACGAUCAGGAAGCUGGUCGGUAUUCAUUGUUUGUUUGUUUAUCCUCAGUAAAGAAACUUUUGUGGUUUUUAAUGUGUUUAGUUGAGGAUUGACGUUGACAGGCCGUAUUUAGAACACAAUAGGUGAGAAAGCGAGCCAUAUUCUGUUGUCCGAGGUAUCCGUUUCUCAAUAACUACAAAAGAAGAAUACUUUGAAGUGGAUGUAUUGAGAUUUCAAGUCCUUAGGGUCUAAGACUGUCAAUGAUUCAAACGAAAGCUAUUCGAUACACUACGGCGAGGUAGCAUCAACGGAAAAAGACUGUUCUCCAUUCAUUCAUUCAUUGGAUUAUUUUUUACUACCGCCAUGCAAUUGUAUCCAGUGUUCCGCUCGAUUAGUGGCUUAAACGGAACUUAUUUGGAUUGAAUGAAAGAAAUUUAAUAUACGUGUGUGUGCUAUAAUAGUUUAAACAGAAAGCCGAUGGCCUUCAUAUAUCCGUUAUAGUCCCAUUAGAACUAACACCCGAGAACGAUUUGAUAGUUUAUUACUUUAUCGGUAUAUUUAUGACGAUAGUCAAAUGGUCACAUAUAUUUAUACAUAUAUAUUGAAAGGAAGGUUUGACUUCAAGGUAACUUGCUUAUCCGUGCAUAACGCUUCGAAUUCUUGUUUAUUACUUAAACCUACAGCUACAUAUAACAGCUACAGGUACAGAUAUAGAUACGGACGCAGAGAUAACGAAAAUGGGGAAAAAAAAUUAAGAAGAAGAAGAAGAACCGUCAUCAACGUGAGACGUGCUACAUUAGCCAUCGGUAUGAAAGAAUGUGGGAAAAAAUAUUUUUUUUUUUAUUUUUUUUUUUUUGAAACGCGCACGAAUAACCUCGAGGAAUUCCAUGAACGACGUGAGGAGAGACACAAGAAAGCUUUGGUUAAAGUUAUGGUUCUUAAAGUUGCGCCGAGCAAAGAAGAAAUGAAAAUACUAACCAAUAUGCGAAAAAGACCGAACAGUAUUCGCCGAUCUGGUGUGUAAUCCUUUUUUGGCA